GGGACUCGCAUAGAUAAUCUCUCACUCAACCGUUGGCUUUGCACAGCUCAAAAGGCCUAAUCGAGAGAAACGGGCGGCUUGAGGUGGUCAAGCCAGUGCCAGGAAUCAUGGGCGACAAGACUUUCCACUAUGAGCAGCGACAGCUGGAGAAUGAUCUCGUCGCUCUCGUGCCAUUCGAGCCCAGUGUCCAUACAACACCUUUCGUUGAGAUGAUCAAGACCUACCCGGAAAUGUUUACGUACAUUCCCUUCCCAGUCAUAAACAACGAGGAGGACUUCAUGAGAGAGGCCUACGAGGCUAUACGCUCCUCGCCGGCAGACUGUCUGUUCGCAGUCAUGGACAAGGCCGCCACUCCUGGAGCGGGGGAUACGAGCGCGAAGUUCGCCGGCGUGGUGUCCUUGUUUGCCACGAACCCGGUCAAUGCGGUCACUGAAGUCGGCGUCAUGAUCUUCCCAGCCUUCCAGCGCACCCACGUGGCGACGAACGCGAUAGGCCUCCUCCUCUUUUGGACGCUCGAUCCGCCCUCCGCCGGCGGUCUGGGCCUGCGACGCGUUGUAUGGCAAACCCACGCGGGGAACGCGGUAUCUCGAAAGACUGCUUCGCGGAUCGGGUUCGAGUUCGAAGGCAUCGCGAGGUGGGAUCGUGUGUUCCCGCACGGCAAAGUUGCACUCUCCGCGGAAGCUCUUCGAACAAGAAAUGGUACGCAAGAGGAACAGCCGGGAAGGCACACCGCUGUCUAUUCAAUCGUAUGGGAUGAGUGGGAGGACAAGAGACCUAAAAUCGCAGCGCUGAUGGAACGGAAACAGUGAGGUUCAGAUAGAUUGCCUCGAGUGCGGUCAUGUAGGUCAAAUCCUCGAGGGCACUCUCGAAGUCCACAAAUGCCCUAGAAUGAGACGACUCGAACCGCCCUUCAGCUUCGAAUCUUGACCUCGUCGUCGCAGAUGGGGGGCAGCCAGGUGCGGCAGGUGG
This is a messenger RNA of Cladophialophora immunda, 969 nucleotides long. RefSeq lists its product as uncharacterized. NCBI's taxonomy places the organism in Eukaryota, Fungi, Ascomycota, Eurotiomycetes, Chaetothyriales, Herpotrichiellaceae. Gene Ontology annotation, molecular function: protein N-terminal-serine acetyltransferase activity; protein-N-terminal-alanine acetyltransferase activity. The transcript is spliced from 2 exons. The record is from RefSeq and is a predicted model, not a curated record. The coding region runs from base 108 to 809 and encodes 233 amino acids.